AUGGCAGCAGCAGCACCGGCGGUUAUCCCCUCCCCUUCUGUACUGGAUUCCUUAUCCAGCAAUGUCAACCUAGUCGGUGGUCUUUGGUUUGUCUCCUCGGCCUUAUUGACGACCUAUUCAACAACUAGCUUUUUGAAAUACCAACAUGCCGAUUCAGAUUCCUGCAAAAUACAUGUACCAAACCGACUGCAUCUGCCAAGACCACAAUUGCUCACACUCUUUCGAUUUGGAGGAUCCUUACUACUGGGAUUACUACUCCAUCCAGAUGUGCACUUGAUAUCACGCAUCCGAGCUACAAUGGCGACUAUACCAGAUUUUGUGCUACCAGCAGCCUUUCUCACUAUUGCCAACUAUGCCAAUUCCAUUGCGCUCAAUCGCAUUGGAAUAUCCCUCACAUACACGAGCAAAUGCGCCAUUCCCAUCUUUACCGUGCUGCUCACGUAUCUUCUGGAUGGACCCACGGCAUUGCCGGCAUUACCGACAUUACUGUCACUGGUUCCGAUUGCCGGUGGCAUUGCCUUAGCAUCCUGGGAUUCCCCCGUCUUUGAAGCCAAGGGAUUCUCCUUUGCCAUGAUUUCAUCGUCGGCACAAACCGCCCUCAAUGUCUGUAGCAAAAAGGCAUUGGCCAAAACGGGUCUCUCGGGAGCCGAAGGACAACGGGCCAUGGUUGCUGUUGGGCUCGCCAUUACGGCCGUCUUGUUUUUACUCCAAAAACAACCCGAGCAUUGUGUGGACGACGAAAUUCCUCCUCCAUCCUGGUUGUCGCUGUUGGCCGUCACGGCAUAUCACUUGGAAUACGUUCUGUCGUUUACAUUUGUGCGCAUGGUCGCUCCCGUGGCGUACGGUGCCAGUGAUGCGGUCCGACGCUUGGCCAUAAUCAUUUCCGGCCAUUACAUGUUUGGUCACGAUCGUUUUACGACCGUCAAUGUGCUCGGGAUUGCCACGGCAUUGGUCGGAGCGAUGGCUUAUGCCAUUACCAGUCAUGCCUUUUAA
This is a messenger RNA of Seminavis robusta, 993 nucleotides long. NCBI's taxonomy places the organism in Eukaryota, Bacillariophyta, Bacillariophyceae, Naviculales, Naviculaceae. The record is from the annotation of a GenBank genome assembly.